Brachypodium distachyon (stiff brome) is the source of this 1487-nucleotide messenger RNA. Its product is annotated as glutamyl-tRNA reductase-binding protein, chloroplastic. The record is from RefSeq and is a predicted model, not a curated record. Bases 86 to 1084 code for a protein of 332 amino acids. The transcript is spliced from 12 exons. NCBI's taxonomy places the organism in Eukaryota, Viridiplantae, Streptophyta, Magnoliopsida, Poales, Poaceae.
GCCGUUCUGCCAAGCGACCCCCAAAGCGGCCAGCAAGCCUCCUCCGCUCACACUGACACACAAACACCACAAAGGCGUGCACGCAAUGAGGCCCUUCCUGCUCACGCCGGGCGCCCGGCUCGCGUCGGCCCCCUCGCCGUCAACGCUCUCGCGCCUGCUCCUCCCACUCCACCUACAAAACCGCCAUGCCCACGCCUCCCCCUCCCCCUCCCUCCACGCGCGCACCAACCGCUCCUCGCCGCCUCUUCGCCGCCGCAGCGGUCGCUUCUUCGCCUCCUCCGCCUCGUCCUCUCAGAUGGCGGCGCCUGCCGAUGCCCCGGGCGGAUCCGCGGACGCGUUUGAGGUGAUCCGCGCUCACCAGGUAAAAGCUGCUCGGCUUCCUCCUAUUGAAGAAAUACGAACCAUUCUCGACCGGAGUGUCAGGGGUGUUCUGGCCACCCAUUCCCAGGAACAUGUAGGUUAUCCAUCGGGUUCAAUGGUUGAUUUUGCUUGCGAUCAAGAUGGUUCCCCCAUAUUAGCAGUGAGCAGUUUAGCAGGUCACUCGAAGAAUCUUUCUGGAAGUUCUAAAUGCUCACUUCUGGUUGCCAAAGACCCAGAGGACAGAACAGAUACUGUAAUCACUGUAUAUGGUGAUGCGACACCUGUUUCAGAUGAAGAAAAAGAUGCAGUGAGAAGCGCGUACUUACGGAGACACCCUGAGGCAUUUUGGGUUGACUUUGGUGACUUCCGUUUUCUGCACAUCAAACCAAAAGCUGUGCGUUAUGUAUCUGGGGUUGCAACAGCUAUCCUUGGCUCUGGAGAAUUUAGUGCUGCUGAGUUCAAGGAAGCAAAAGUGGAUCCUAUAUCUCAAUUUUCCACUCCUAUUACAAGCCACAUGAAUAAGGAUCAUGCUGAUGAUACCAAGCUCAUUGUGCAACAUUCAACCAGUGUUAUGGUGGAUUUUGCUUCUAUGCUGGAUGUCGAUAGCCUUGGUAUUAAUGUGAAGGCUGGUUAUGAUGGAAGUGUUCUGAAGCUGCGUAUCCCCUUCCCUAGGCGUGCACAGGACAGAAAGUUGGUCCCUGUUUUGUUGUGUUUUUUCUCGUAGGAUGUGAAGACACUUAUUGUGGAAAUGCUACAGGCCGCAAAAGCCUCCUCCUCACAUGCUGAAUGACCUGUUUUCUCGGAUGGUGGUGGCUUUGUUCAUGUAAAUGAAAAAAGAAGAAGCCUAAAUCAAUGUCGUUGAAGAUUGAUCCACACAGAAUUCCAUUGUUUCAUGCAUCAGCGAACCAUUGUAACAAUGAACAGUCCACUUGAACUUCGUAAGUGAAUGCAAAGCGAUUUGUAUAUUUUUUUAAUGAACCGUUUUGCCCCCAUACAACUCUUUCAACUGGUUGUUCACUAGAAAAAGCUUAUCCUGUUGGAAGGAUUCAGAUACGGAAAGCAUAUUCUUUUCACGUUCUAUAAUCCAUGUGGACAGUCAACUGGCGAGUUGUAAGAUGGUUUGAUGA